Nycticebus coucang (slow loris) is the source of this 1775-nucleotide messenger RNA. Its product is annotated as probable 2-ketogluconate reductase. The transcript has 6 exons. Gene Ontology annotation, cellular component: cytosol. The coding region runs from base 253 to 1239 and encodes 328 amino acids. Lineage: Eukaryota; Metazoa; Chordata; Mammalia; Primates; Lorisidae. Gene Ontology annotation, molecular function: NAD binding; glyoxylate reductase (NADPH) activity; hydroxypyruvate reductase [NAD(P)H] activity. The record is from RefSeq and is a predicted model, not a curated record.
CCUAUGCCCUCUGCACUCAGGGCUGCUCCCCUGGGCUCCUGAGGCUCCAGAGUCAGUGGACCCACAUACCCCGCCCUGUCCCAGGCAACGCCUGCCAGAAGACUUUAUAAAUCUCUGACUUUUCCUUUGGAAAAAGCAGUUGGAAGUUCAUUUUACUUUUCUUUCUGGAUCUCAAUUUUCUUCUUUCAAAGGAAAGAAGAAAAUCCUGAACUGAGAGUCUUAAGUCUCUUGAAGGCAAUUUCAACAAAGGUCAUGGAGGAUACAGAGCUGCCCGGAGUAUUGGUGUUUGCACUUGAUGGACCCCAUGGCAUAUGCAAGGAUCACAUUGGAGACCUGCAGAAACACUUCAGGCUUAUCACCAUGAAAGAGUUUGUGGAAAAGAGAGCACAAUUCUGCCAGAAGAUCCAAGCUGUGUAUGUCUGGGGUGGGAAGCCGGCCAUUGAUGGGGAGCUCCUGCGGAGCCUGCCUUCUCUGAAGAUCAUUGCCAAUGGGGGGGUUGGAGUGAACCACCUGGACCUGCCACUUAUCGCCAGCCUUGGCGUGAAGGUGGCCAACACACCAAAAGCUGUCUCUGAUCCCACCGCAGACCUGGGGAUGGCCUUACUGCUAGCUGCAGCCCGCAGGGUCCUUGAAGGCUGUCAUCUGGCUGCUGCACCAGGUACAGAAGACUUCUGUGUGAACUGGAUGGGCCAGGAAGUGACAGGGGCGACUCUGGGGAUCAUUGGCAUGGGCAGUAUUGGCUACAAGAUUGCUCAAAGGGCCAGAGCGUUUGACAUGAAGAUUCUGUACCACAAUAGAAACCGCAGGAAAUUGGAGGAGGAGGAAGUCAUUGGGGCCACUUACUGCAAGAGGCUGGAUGACCUGCUGCAGCAGUCGGACUUUGUGAUGUUGGCUCUGAGCCUAACACCCCAGACCCACAGAAUGAUUGGGUGCCGGGAGCUGAGGCUGAUGAAACCCACUGCCAUUCUCAUCAACAUAGGCAGAGGUCUCCUGGUGGAUCAGGACGCCUUGGUGGAAGCUCUUCAGGCUGGGAUCAUUUGUGCCGCAGCACUGGAUGUGACCUACCCGGAGCCCCUGCCCAGAGAUCAUCCAUUGCUGAAACUGAAGAAUGUCACUCUGACACCUCACAUUGGAAGUGCAACACAUCAGGCCAGACAGCAAAUGAUGAGGGACAUGACUGAGAGCAUCCUGGCCUCUCUCAAUGGCCUGCCCAUUCCCAACCAAGUGCUGCCAGAGUGAGUCCCUGGUAUGAGGCAUUGCAGAUUACACAGGCACAAAUCACAUUCAGUGUACUUUGUAAAUGUUCACUUAUUGUGCAGACUGGCUUAUGUUGCUGGGGCUGGAUAGGGUUUUAAGGUAGCCAUGGUAGCUGAAUUUUAUGGAGGCAGCUCUUGAGGGAAUUUCUGUUUUUCUCAUUCAUAAACUGAGCACAGAGAAGAAUUACUUGUCUAAAGUCUCAAUCUCUUCUCAGAUGAAGAGAUUCAGCCUAAAAUAGCUGAAUUUGGAUUAAAGCCUUAGGCUUUUAAUUUGAAUCUGGAUUUGUUCUGUGAAUUUCCUAGUGGGCUCUUGUGGGGGAAAAGUUCUCCCACUACCUUCUCACAGCAUGCUUGUAAGGUCAGCUACUCAAGAAUUUAUCCUCAAUGCCAUGAAGGCUACGUUGAACAGUUUGAUGAGAAUAUUUCAGAUUGUAUAUGAAACCAGCACAUUGUACCCCUUGAUUGCAAUGUACAGCUAUGAUUCAACAAUAAAAAUCAAUAAAUUAAUAAUAAAAAAAA